Emys orbicularis (European pond turtle) is the source of this 4782-nucleotide messenger RNA. RefSeq names its product SKI3 subunit of superkiller complex (gene SKIC3). The transcript is spliced from 41 exons. The coding region runs from base 1 to 4728 and encodes 1575 amino acids. Gene Ontology annotation, cellular component: Ski complex. The record is from RefSeq and is a predicted model, not a curated record. Lineage: Eukaryota; Metazoa; Chordata; Testudines; Emydidae. Gene Ontology annotation, molecular function: protein binding.
AUGCCACAGGAGCUGGAGGACGCAGUAAUAAUGUCAAAUAAGGAGGUGAAGGCAGCAUUGAAAAGUGCCAGAGAUGCAAUAAGAAAUAAAGAAUACAAAGAAGCCUUAAAACAUUGCAAGGCAGUGCUGAAACAAGAGAAAAAUAACUACAAUGCCUGGGUGUUUAUUGGCCUGGCAGCUGCAGAGUUAGAGCAGCCUGAUCAGGCCCAAAGUGCAUACAAAAAGGCUGCUGAACUUGAACCAGGCCAGCUACUGGCAUGGCAGGGAUUAGCAAAUUUGUAUGAGAAAUCUAACCAAACAGAUGUCAAAGAAAACUUGUUCAAUGUUUACCAAAAGCUCUUGGAACUCUAUGAAAGUACUGACAAGCAGAAGUGGUGUGACGUAUGUAGGAAACUUGUGGAACUGUAUCACCAAGAAAAAAAAUACCUAGAGGUGGCUCACACAUGGCAUAAACUGAUAAAGAUAAAACAGGAGGAAGGUGCAGAUAAUGCUGAGCUCCACCAGCUAUGGAAGAGGCUGAUCCAAUUACUGCCAGACAGUACACAGAAUCAAGAUAAUGAGACACAGCAGUUGCUUUUGACUGCAUUUGAACAUGCAGUGAACUCUGCAGACACAGUUCCCAGUGAAGACCAUGAAAAGCUUUAUAAAAACUUCAUUCAGUGUUUGUCAAAAUUUCCUCAUGAGACUGCUAGGCUGAAGAAGGCCUGUGAUGAUAUGAUGGUUUUGUAUCCUACCAUGAGUUAUCCUUUAGAAGUGCUCUGCUUGCACUUUAUUCAGUCAGGCAGUUUCACUGAAGAGGCCCUGCGUUGUUGUUGCAGGCUUAUGGAGAUGGACUCAAGUAGCAGCCUGGGCCUUAUUGGUUUAGGUAUCAAAUUCCUCCAAGAAAAAAAAUAUGAAGAAGCUGUCAAGAGCCUAACUGAAGGUUUGCAGCAGACCAGCCAAUGUCAAGCAGCAUGGUAUUAUCUGGCAGAGGCGCAAAUGAAAAUGCAUAAACAUAAAGAAGCUGUUAUUUCCUGCAAUCGAGCUCUUAAGAUAUCAGGACAAUUUGAUGAUGAUAGUGGCAAUCUACAGCAGAAAUACAUUGCCCUUCAUUUGAAAGCAGAGGCUCUUAUUAAAAUAGCAGGUGCUGACGCUGCAGAAGAAGCCAUUAGCACUCUUGAGCAGGUUUCAGAUAUAAAUAAUGACCCAGUGCUUCUAGCUCUCAAAGGUCAGGCUUAUCUGAACAAAGGUUUGAUUGAUCAAGCUUCAAAGGUUGCACAACAGCUCGUGUUGUCCCACCCUCACCUGGCAGAAGCCCAUGCUCUUGAGGGUUUGAUUCAUUAUACCCAAAAGAAUUAUCAACAGGCAGAGAGAAGCUUUCAAAGAGCGAUUGAAAGAAAAGCUGAAAUUGCAGAGUACCAUCACUACCUAGGACUCACUUACUGGUUCAUGGGUGAAGAAAUAAGGAAAGAUAAAACAAAAGCUCUCACUCAGUUUCUGAAGGCUGCAAAAUUGGACAGCUACAUGGGAAGCGUCUUCUGCUAUUUAGGUCAUUACUACAGAGAUGUAGCUGGAGACAAAAGCAGAGCUCGUGGCUGCUAUAAAAAGGCUUUUGAACUAGAUAGAACUGAUGGAGAAGCUGGAGCAGCAGCUGUAGACUUAAGUGUGGAACUUGGAGACACGGAGACUGCUCUGGCAAUCUUGACUGCAGUAACUGAAAGAGCAAGUGCCGGUACAGCAAAGUGGGCCUGGCUUCGUCGUGGACUUUACUACCUGAGAGCCAGUCAGCACUCCCAAGCAGUGGCUGACUUGCAGGCAGCUCUAAGGGCAGAUCCAAAGGACUCCAACUGUUGGGAGUCUCUAGGAGAGGCAUACCUGAGCAGAGGUGGAUAUACAACAGCACUGAAGUCCUUUACAAAGGCCAGUGAGCUGAAUCCUGAAUCGAUAUACAGUAUUUACAAGGCUGCAUCAAUUGAGCAGAUUCUAGGAAAAUAUAAAGACGCUAUAGCUGAAUACCAACAAAUCUUAAAGAAGUCAAAAGAAUAUGUACCUGCUCUCAAAGGUCUGGGUGAGUGCUAUCUCAUGAUGGCACGGGCUGCUCUUGCAGACUAUCUUGAUGGGAAAGUUCUAGAUUAUGUAGAACAAGCACUUGAAUAUUUUACACGAGCAACAAAGCAUCGUCCUGACGUUUCUUGCCUUUGGAAACUACUUGGGGAUGCAUGUACUAUCGUGCAUGUCAUUUCAUCAUCCAAAGUGAAUGUUAAAGUUCUGGGAUCCCUUCUUGGUCAGAAUGAAGGCAAACAAAUGCUGAAGAAAAGUGAGCUCCUCAGUUUGGGAGGAAGGUGUUAUGGCAGAGCAUUAAAACUGAUGUCCUCACCUAACACAUGGUGUGAUCUUGGAAUAAACUACUAUCGUCAAGCACAGCACCUAACAGCAGCCGAUAGUGACACGAAUGAAAUCAGUGAACUGUUAGAGAAAUCUUUACAGUGUCUCAAAAAAGCCGUGAGGCUUGAUAGUAAAAACCAUCUCUAUUGGAAUGCACUUGGUGUGGUUGCCUGUUGCAGUGGUGUUGGGAAUUAUGCUCUUGCUCAACAUUCAUUCAUCAAGUCUGUUCAAGCUGAACAAAUAAAUGUUGUUGCCUGGACCAACUUGGGGGUUUUGUACUUAGCAACUGAAAACAUUCAGCAAGCUCAUGAAGCCUUCAAGGUAGCUCAGUCCCUUGAGCCAUCUUACUUAAUGUGCUGGAUUGGACAGGCUCUUAUUGCAGAGGCAGUGGGCAGCUAUGAAACUAUGGAUCUCUUUAGGCACACCACUGAACUCAGUAUGCAUACCGAGGGAGCAAAAGGCUAUGCUCAUUGGGUAUGCUCAACGCUGCAAGAUAAAACCAACAGAGAAACAGAGCUGUAUCGGUACAACAUUGUUCAAAUGAAUGCUAUUCCAGCAGCGCAUGUGGUUUUAAGCAAAUACACAGAAAGAAUUCAAAAUGAUGCAUCUGCUUUCACGAUGCUGGGUUAUUUGAAUGAAUAUCUGCAACUGAAAAAGCAGGCAACAGAUGCUUAUCAAAGGGCGGUCUCAUUGCUGAAGAACUCUGAAGAUAAAGAAAAGUAUAACAUAUCAAUGCAAAAUUAUGGUAGAUCACUCUGUGCCAUAGGUCAAUAUGACAAGGCCAUCCAGGCUUACAUGUCCACUCCUCUCACAGCGUUAGAUGGCAUCGUAGGAGUUGCACUAGCUUACUUCAAGAAAGGGCUUUUACAAGACAGCAUUAAAGCUUAUGAGAGAGCCCUAUCUCUUGCCAAAUCUGAACAAGACAAAGCCCAUAUCUUGACAGCCCUUGCAAUAAUGGAGUACAAACAGAAUAAAGUGGAUGCUGCAAAGACGUUGCUGUUUAAAUGCUCUAUAUUAAAGGAACCUACUAUAGAAAGCCUGCAGGCUCUGUGCACUCUAGGUCUGGCAAAGCAGGAUGCUACACUUGCAACAGCAGCACUUAAAGAAUUACUGAAGCACACAAAAAGCAAGGAUAACGUUUAUGAGAGAUGCCUUAUUACAUCUGCUGUGUAUGCGCUGCAAGGUAGAAAUGUGGGAGCGCAGAGGCAAGCUUCCAAAGCUGUCCAUAGUAACCCAGAUGAUCCUGCCCUUUGGGCUCUUCUGUCUCAACUUGUUCCUCUGUAUACGCCACAAAAUGCAAAGGGUGGAGCUGUGGCAGGAAAUGUUGCUCAUAUACUUGAUUUAAACCAUGGAAAGAAAGCCCUGCUGCAUACUGCAGUUAAUCAGUUGGCAGUGGGAUGUCAUUCAGCUGAAGAUGAGAAAAACAAUGCACUGAAAGAUAUCCAAAAGGCAGUCCAUCUUUUUCCAGAUGAUCCUGCUACAUGGGCAGUGCUAAUGGGUGCCUGCCAUGCUGAAAAUACUGUUGUCUAUUUGAGCAACACACAGCCUAAGAGAAGAGACCUAGAAAUGACACUUGUAGCCACAGUUUCAGCCAAAACUAAAGAAAAGGACCUUUCAGCUGAGUACAUCCAGGCUCUUGAAGACUGGUCUCUUUGUCAGGCUAUUACUGGUUUAAAAGAGACUGGUAGAAUUACAGAAGCUGAGGCUCUCUGCACAAAGGGUUUAAAAAGUUGCCCCAAUCACCCAGAUCUGUUUCUGCUCUUGAGACAAGUUCAGUGUAAACAGCUUUUUCAGUCACACAGAGAGCUUCCAGAUGCCAUUUUGGAGGAACUUCAUAAAACUGUCAUGUCCAACUCCACUUCAGUAACAGCAUGGCAUUGGCUCGCAAAAGUGUACCAGUCUCAAAGAAUGAUGGUCGCAGCAGAGAUGUGUUACAGAAAGAGUCUACAGUUGGCAUCCCAACAGGGCAGUUGGAACGGGAAGUUAUCAAGUUUGCUCAGGCUAGCUAUGCUUGCACUGGAAAUCUGCAUGGCUAACAUUUCAAAUGAUCAUUGGCCAUCCUUGGUUCAGGAGGCAACAACUGAAGCCUUGAAACUUUCCUUCUGCCCACUGGCUGUUCUUCUGCAAGCGCUGUUACAGUACAAUCGCAAAAUGGGGGCGAGGGAGACUCGUCGAAUGUUGGAAAGAGUGGUGUAUCAGCCUGGAUAUCCAGAAACCAUAGUAUCAGUUGCACGCUGGUACCUCCUAAGACAUUUAUAUGCCAAAGAUGAUUACGAAUUAAUAGAUGCACUUGUAGCGAAUGCCAAAGCUAAUGGAGAUACUAGAUCUCUGGAACUAGACAAGAAAUUAUCAGCAUCUGCCUAGCAUGGACUUCUUUCACUGGGCCACCAGAAGGAAAUAAAAAGGAAAUUCAUGAAA